CAACAUUACCAUUAAAAUAUCUUUAAGAAUUUUCCACACGCCAUUGUUCGAAGCAGCAAAAAAUUAUCAUAAAAUAUUUCAGUAUUGAGGUGUUAAGUUCUCCCUAAGCGAUAAUUACUUGAUAUCCAAAUCAUGGGAACUGAAGGCGGAAAAAGGUUAUCGGAACUGAGAGUGUGUGACUUAAAAGUAGAAUUAGAAAAGCGUUCCCUUGAAACGACAGGAGUCAAAAUGGAUCUCGUCAAACGUUUACAAGAGGCUCUCAUCGAAGAGAAUAUUGACCCAGAUGACCACAUAUUCACAUUGGAAGUCGGUUCGCCGAAGAAGCGUCUCAAUUCCAGCCAAAAGUCUGACAAUACCAAUGGUGAUGAGUCAUUCAUUUUGGAAGCGUCGGGCGAAGAAGGCUUAGACACUGACGAUUUAAUAGUAAAGGAUGAAGCUGAUGACGAUGAUGACGAGAUCGUCGAUGAGGUCGGAGAAAUCGACAAGGAAUCGUUUGUCGAUGAAUUGGAAAAAAGUAGCAGCGACAUUCAACGGUUGAAUAACGAGGCCAACAACGGAGAGAAUGAAGAUUCGUUGAAUUUGACGAUUGGUGAAGAUGAAGAGAAAAUAUUCCAAGAUGAGGACACUGAGGAAAAAUCUAAGGAGAAGCCAGCAGAGAAAGCGGAAAAGGAAACAACGGACGUAUCGAAAUCAACGACAGCUGGGACAAAGGUUUCCAAUGAGAAUGGCGACGAUAAAUCUAGCAACAAGGCGUCCGCUGACAAAGAGGAUGCAAAAUCGGCGAAAAAGGAUGAUAGCGAUCAGAAGACGUCGACAACGAAAUCGUCUACCAAAGAUGACAAAGAAACCGCCUCCAAAUCGUCCAAAACCAAAGCAUCAUCCUCAUCAUCCGGUUCGCGUAAUCUAUGGGUGUCUGGUCUGUCAUCUUUGACCCGAGCCACAGACCUGAAAAUCAUUUUCUCCAAGUACGGAAAAGUGGUCGGGGCCAAAGUGGUAACGAACACACGUACACCGGGCACGCGUUGCUAUGGUCUGGUCACAAUGGGUUCCACCAGCGAUGCGUCGAAAUGUAUCGAACAUUUACAUCGGACCGAAUUGCAUGGUCGCAUCAUUUCGGUGGAACGAACCAAGUCCGACAUUUGUGUAUCGAAGCCGACCAAGGCUGAUGGUGAAAAGAAGGCGGACACUGCAUCUGAUCGCAAGAAAACGGAAAAGGAGGUGAAGAAAGACGACUCGACCGCUGGCAAAGAGUCGUCCGUCAAUGGUGACAAGCCGGCUGACGCAAAGAAACGUGAAGUAACGGCUGAACGCAAACGAGAAAAUGCACAUCCUCAACGGCAGCGAAUCACCGCCCGUAUUUCACGCGAACAGAACGAAGCAUCGUCAGCACCACGACGACCACCACAUCGUCCGCGACCGGCCACAGGUGAUGUUUUAUCAUUCCAGAAAAUUCGCGAUGAACGUGAACGUCAGUUGACGAAUCAACGGUUGAGAGAACGUGAACGCAAAUUGAGAGAAGAGGAACGUCGACGAGUGGAGGCACGCCGGCGUCAACGUGAAGAGGAAGAGCGAUUGUUACGCGAACGGGAACGAUUGAAGAAGGAACGGCUACGUCUCGAACGGGAGAAGGCCGACUUGUUGCGAUUGGAAAGGGAACGACAGAAAUUGGAAAGAGAAAAAAUUGAACUGGAACGGUUGGAGCUGAAACGGCAGCAGCUAAAAAUCGAGGAAGCUAAGCGAGCGAUUAAACGACCAGCUGAACAUGAUCGCUAUGCGGAUUCUGAUCGGAAACGUUCUGCAAGUGAUCGUCGAUUCGAACCACCACCACCGCCACGUUUCGAUACCAGCAUAAGCAGCCGAUCAAGCGCUUACGACAGCCGUUCGUCCGAUAAGAAGCGCCUCGAUGACUAUUCAACAUCCAAACGGGAUGAUUACAAGCGUGAUGAAUACAAACGAGAUCCGUUCAAACGUCCCGUUUCCGACUAUCCGAAGCGUGAUCUGGACUCCGCCAGGCACACAACUUCUAGUUCAUACGAUGCAAGAUCCGUUCCGGUGCACCGAAGUGACGCAAUCAGUUCGUCGUCAUCGAAAGACCGUUACGCCAUGGGACCGUCACAGAGCAGUUUCAACAGUCGUGUACGAGACGAACGAGACACUCGUGCCUCAAAUUUGCCGACUAAAUCUCGCUAUUUGGAUAGCACAUCAUCGGACAGCCGUUAUCCCGAUGAACGAAGUGGUGGCGCAUCGUGGGGUUCCAGUGUUCCAUCGUCGACAGUGAAGCCAUUCAGUCAUAUGCAAUCGGUCGCUGGUAAUGAUCCAUGGGGUCAGAAUAAAACCGAUUCGAGCUGGCGUUCACUCGAUCAGAAUGAGGACCGUUAUGAUCGUACGUACAACGAGCGAAAAUCGCAGGUGACAUCGUCACAAUACAUCGAUCCGCCGAGACAGAAUUCGUUCAUCGGACGUCCGCAAGAUCGUUACAACAGUCAAAUAUCGUCACGAUUCGAAAAUGGCCGAUUUUAGGGGAGGUCGGAAUAAAUGGGGGUUUUUCUAGUGGGAAAGAGAGUCGACGACCAUAACAUCAAGUUGAAUGUUUUGUUUCAUCUCUUUUUUACGUUGACAUUAGAAUUGUAUAACAAGAAAUUAUUGCAGCUCGGAAAUAUAGGAGCCACACACACAUACUGUAUCUAAUCAAUAGAAUAAAAUCGAAGAAUCUUUCGAUUUGUUGGAAUUAUUUUAAAUAGAUUUACAUUUGAAUAAAUGUUGCAUUAUUCAGCUGAAAA
Molecule: messenger RNA, 2780 nt
Organism: Bradysia coprophila
Lineage: Eukaryota; Metazoa; Arthropoda; Insecta; Diptera; Sciaridae
Gene: Saf-B
Product: Scaffold attachment factor B
Biological process (GO): regulation of mRNA processing; regulation of transcription by RNA polymerase II
Cellular component (GO): nucleus
Molecular function (GO): sequence-specific DNA binding; RNA binding
Source: RefSeq, a predicted model, not a curated record